Molecule: messenger RNA, 2341 nt
Organism: Arachis duranensis
Lineage: Eukaryota; Viridiplantae; Streptophyta; Magnoliopsida; Fabales; Fabaceae
Product: U-box domain-containing protein 13
Exons: 5
Coding region: 95-2002 (635 amino acids)
Biological process (GO): protein ubiquitination; cell surface receptor signaling pathway
Cellular component (GO): nucleus; cytoplasm
Molecular function (GO): ubiquitin-protein transferase activity; protein binding
Source: RefSeq, a predicted model, not a curated record
AGGAAAGAACUCUUUCACUGCAAAUAACUCUCUCUCUCCCUCUCUCUCUCUCUCUCGCUCGGUCUCUUCGUUAACGCAUUAUCAUCGUUUCUUCAUGGAGGAAGAAGAAUGCGAGGUUUCUUCGGUACUCAACCACCUCAUCUUAGCCGCCACCGAAAUCUCAGAGAUCGACGGCUUCAAGCACGUCAUCAAGAGACAGUGCUUCGACCUCAGCCGUAGGAUUAAGUUUCUCGCUCCUCUCUUUCAGGAACUUCUCGACGUUACAGACGCCGUCCCAAACGACGCCGUUUCGGCGCUCCUCUCUCUUAAGAAAGCUCUUGCCUCAGCCAAGGAACUCCUCCACUUUUGUUGCCGAGCAAGCCAGGUUUUCAUGAUACUGGAGAGGGAGCAAAUUAAAUGCAAAUUUAAUGAUCUCGCUUUUAAUUUUGAAGAAGCUAUAGGCAAGAUAUCCUGUGACAAACUUCAUAUAUCUGAAGAAGUCAAGGAGCAGGUUGCACUCGUGACUGCACAGUUUGGAAGAGCCAGGGAGCUUUUUGAUCCACCUGGUCUUCAGCUUUAUGAUAAUCUGUUGUCCAUUUGCAACCAGAGCUAUGAUGUGAUUCCCGAACAAGAUAAACUGCAUAUAAUCUGCGAAAAGCUGCACUUUACAAAUGUGGGUGACAUCAAACAAGAGUUGAUUGCACUCGAUAAGAUGGUUGUAGACAUGGGUGCUCGUUUUGAGAAAAGCACACAGGAUAUGUCUACAGUCUUGAAAAAAAUUGAAGAUUUCAUACUGACAGAAUCUGCAGAUGUUAUUAUGCUAUCAAGUGAUGAUUCCUCUACUCAAGCUGAUGAGUCAUACACAAAAUUAUGUUCUCAAUCACUGGUUAUACCAGAUGAGUUUCGCUGCCCAAUAUCUCUGGAGCUAAUGAAAGAUCCUGUAAUCAUUUCUACGGGGCAGACAUACGAGCGAGCGUGCAUAAAGAAAUGGCUUGAAGAAGGCCAUGGAACAUGUCCUAAGACUCAGCAGAUUCUUUCAAGCUCUGUCCUUAUACCCAACCAUGUUUUAUAUAUCCUGAUAUCGAAUUGGUGUGAAGCAAAUGGAGUGGAGCCACCUAAAAGAACAGAGAAGUUACGACUCUGCAAGGCAACAUCAGAUGGCUCUUCUGAAUUUAUAGAUAUUGAUACUCUAUUGAGCAGACUUACUUCCAGUGACAUUGAGGAUCAGCGAUGCACAGCAGAGGAGCUCCGUCUUCUAGCCAAGCGAAGCAGCCAAAACCGAAUAUUGAUUGCUGAGGCUGGUGCUAUACCCCUUCUUGUUGAUCUCCUCUAUGUACCUGACAAGCGCACUCAAGAGCAUGCAGUUACUGUUCUUCUGAACCUAUCUAUUUGUGGGAAUAACAAAGAGCGCAUCAUGGCUUCUGAAGCUGUUCCAGGAAUUGUUCACGUGCUGAAAAAUGGUGUUAUGGAAGCACGGGAAAAUGCUGCAGCCACCCUUUUCAGUCUCUCUGCACUGAAUGAGAAUAAAGUGUUAAUUGGAGCAUCUGGAGCAAUUAAAGCACUAGUCACUCUUUUCUGUGAGGGAAGUCAAAGAGGGAAGAUGGAUGCUGCAACAGCUUUAUUCAAUCUGUGCUUAUAUCAAGGGAAUAAAGGACGUGCAAUUAGGGCUGGUAUCAUGCCUAAGUUGACGGAAAUGGUAACUGAACCUGGUGAGGAGAUGGGGGAUGUGGCAUUGGCACUUAUGGCUUUACUAGUUAGCCACCCGGAGGGAAAAGCAGUAGUUGGAUCCAUGAAUGCUAUGCCAACUUUGGUGGAUAUAGUCACUAAUGGAUCUCCUAAGAACAAAGAGAAUGCAACUUCUGUGCUCGUUUACCUCUGUAUCGGAGAUCCAAUGAAUGUAUCAAGUGCCUGUUCACUUGGGGUGAUCAAUCCUCUCUUGGACCUUGCAGAAAAUGGUUCGGACAGGGGCAAGCGCAAAGCCGCACAGCUUCUUGAGCUGAUCGGCAUUCUGAGAUCGUUGUAGAUAUGCUAUAGGAAAACCGUCGGCUAGAUUAAGUUUAGGCAUAGCUGAUGCCAUUUUUAAUAUGCAGCAGCUGGCAUAGAUUUUAGGUAGUGAUUAACCAUAGGAUCAUCAUUGUUUCCUUUUCAUUUUUUGAGUGAAAGGAAAUCUCUAUUUUACUUGGCCAAUUAUUUUGUGGCAUUCAGUUAUUCAUGCUGGAAAGUCACACAUGAUGUAAUUUGACUCGGUUGAAGUGCAGGCAUACUUCAGCUCAAACUCCCAGCCGGCCAUUCAUGUUUUUGCGAUGAAAUUUCUUAACAAAUUUUUUCCCAUUAAAUUUAAUUUAAUUCUAUUUAUUUAACA